Striga asiatica is the source of this 1455-nucleotide messenger RNA. The record is from the annotation of a GenBank genome assembly. NCBI's taxonomy places the organism in Eukaryota, Viridiplantae, Streptophyta, Magnoliopsida, Lamiales, Orobanchaceae.
AUGGAGUAUUCAUGUACCCAGGAUAACACAACAAGACCUUCCUCUUCCCAAGCAAAGACACGCCGUGUUUGGACCCGGGCUGAGGAGGGUGCCCUAAUAGAUGCCCUAAAAGACAUGGUUACCGAGGGUUGGAGGGCAGAUAAUGGGUUUAGGCAGGGCUACAAUUUCGAGAUUGAGAGAAGAUUGAAGGCGAAGUUUCCAGGCUGUGACAUUCGUGCAGAUCCUCACAUAAGCUCCAAAAUACAUGUUUGGAGGAAGACCUAUGUGAGUGUGGCACUCAUCAAAUCUAAUUCAAGCUUCGGGUGGAGUGAGGUAACAAAAUCUUUUUCGUGCGACGAUAAAGUUUGGACAGCUUGGUUAAAGGUAGAUCCACAUGCCAAAUCAUUGAGGAACAAGUCUUUCCCGUACAUCAACGAAUGGGCGGAAAUCUUCGGGAAAGACAGAGCAACCGGCGAGAAUGCACAAGGCUUUGAAGACGCAGCGAACGAUGUCCCACAACAGGACAUGCAGAACACGCCGGACUCCGAAAAUGAAGAGGUGCCAUCAUACCAGAACCAAAAUGAUGGAAACCCCGGCCUUGCCAUGGGUGACACGUCUGGUACGGCGUCUGAUUUGUCUGGCAUUGCAUCUAGGCUCGGUUUUGAGCAUGAUGAGGAGCAGAAGAGGAAUGCGGUGUUUGACUCCCUGUCAAACAUGCAUUUCCUGUUAGUUGAGGAGAAGAUGGUAGUUACCAUGCGCUUAUGCAAGAAUCCACAAGAGCUUUCCAUGUUCUUUAGCCUGACUUCGGACAUGAAAGCUGUGAUGGUGAAAAUGAUGCGCGAAGGACGGAUGGACAACAUGGAUAUUGAUGCUAAUGGUCCUCAUUUUUUCAAGCCGGUUACAUUUACUACGCUCCAUACGACGGCAUUUCCCAGGGCAACACACCACCAUUACCGUGGUGUGGAGCUACCACAUACAUGCCGAAUCCAGACCAUAGAGGGUCGUUCGUACGAGACGACAUUGAAAAUGGUGAACAAUUGCCCUACAUUGGUGGACGGAUGGAGAGACUUCAUUCUUGAAGAGGACAUAACCUUAUGCUACUUUUUGGUUUUCCGUCCAAGGUCCAUUUUCGACUUUGAGGUGUGGUUGCUACAGCCGAAUGGGUGUGAGAGGCAACCCCAGUACACGUUCACCAUCGAAAUAAAACCAACUCAUGUGGAGCGUGCACGUUUGGCUAUCCCAAUGCAGUUUUGGAGGGAUUACAUCGAAGGCAUGUAUUCGAACUACAACUCCGCUAUUCUGAAGUUUGGUGACUAUUCGUAUGACGUGGAAAUAAUCCAUGGCCACGGGAAAAAACUCAUACAAAAUGGACGUGCACGACAAUUCUUCGAUGACAACAACAUCGUUGUGGGUGAUGUUUGCACGUUCUUUCUCCUCCCAAGUGAUGAAGGCCUAAAAUUCAAGGUUAAACUGUAG